Molecule: messenger RNA, 4175 nt
Organism: Cygnus atratus (black swan)
Lineage: Eukaryota; Metazoa; Chordata; Aves; Anseriformes; Anatidae
Gene: GALNT4
Product: polypeptide N-acetylgalactosaminyltransferase 4
Exons: 1
Coding region: 71-1822 (583 amino acids)
Cellular component (GO): Golgi apparatus
Source: RefSeq, a predicted model, not a curated record
UCCCGCCGGCGGCUGCCCGGCAGCAGCCCCCGCAGCCGCCCUGAGCGAGGGGCUCUGCCCGGAGCCUGCCAUGAGGAUCCGCCUGGCGAGGAGGGGGCCCUGGGUGCGCAGGGGCUGCGCGCUGCUCGGCCUCCUGACGGCCGCCUACUUGGCGGUGGAGCUGUCGGUGUCGUCCUUCGGCGCCUCCCUCGGCGGGGGCAGCACCGCCGGGGCGCGGUGGGAGAGGCGCUUCUCCGGCGGAGCUGAAGAGGCGGUGGACUUGGCGCGGCCGGUGUAUGACAAAUCCCCGCCUGAUUCUUACGCCCCGGGAGAAUGGGGCAAAGCCACUCGCCUGCAGCUGAACCCCGAGGAGAAGAAGCAGGAAGAGGAGCUGAUUGAGAAGUACGCGAUUAACAUCUACGUGAGCGAUAAGAUCUCUCUGCAUCGGCACAUCGAAGACAACCGGCUGAGCGGUUGUAAAACGAAGUCUUACAACUACAGAAAACUGCCCACAACAUCUGUUGUCAUCGCUUUUUACAACGAAGCCUGGUCGACGUUGCUGCGGACAAUACACAGCGUUCUUGAAACCUCUCCUUCGGUGCUCCUAAAAGAAAUUAUCUUGGUGGACGACUUGAGUGACAAAGUAUAUUUGAAGACUGACCUUGAAAAAUACAUCAGCAGGCUGAAAAGAGUUCGUUUGAUACGGACCAACAAACGAGAAGGAUUGGUUCGCGCACGCCUGAUUGGAGCUACGUUUGCGACUGGCGAUGUCCUUACAUUUCUCGACUGUCACUGCGAGUGUGUCUCUGGUUGGUUAGAGCCGCUGCUCGAGAGGAUUGCUGAGAACGAGACUGUUGUGAUCUGUCCCGUCAUUGACACCAUUGACUGGAACACAUUCGAAUACUACAUGCAAUCAGCAGAGCCCAUGAUUGGGGGCUUUGACUGGCGGCUGACGUUUCAGUGGCACUCGGUGCCUAAACACGAACGUCUGAGGCGCAAAUCUGACACUGACCCAAUCAGAUCCCCGACGAUGGCCGGUGGCUUGUUUGCUGUCAGCAAGAAGUAUUUCGAGUACCUGGGUACCUAUGAUACGGGAAUGGAUGUUUGGGGGGGGGAGAACUUAGAACUGUCAUUUAGAGUUUGGCAGUGUGGAGGCAUGCUGGAAAUUCAUCCGUGCUCUCACGUAGGCCAUGUGUUUCCAAAGCGUGCACCAUAUGCUAGACCAAAUUUCCUUCAGAACACAGCACGUGCUGCUGAGGUGUGGAUGGAUGAGUAUAAAGAACACUUCUACAACAGAAAUCCUCCAGCAAGAAAAGAGAACUAUGGAGAUAUUUCUGAAAGAAAGCUGCUAAGAGAGCGUUUGAAAUGCAGGAGUUUUAACUGGUAUUUAAAAAACGUAUUUUCGGAGUUGCACGUACCAGAAGAUCGUCCUGGCUGGCAUGGUGCCAUCCGCAGUGCAGGAAUAUCAUCAGAGUGCCUAGACUACGUUUUACCAGAACAUAAUCCUACCGGGGCUCACCUUUCUCUCUUUGGAUGUCAUGGUCAGGGAGGCAAUCAAUUUUUUGAAUACACGUCAAAUAAGGAGAUUAGAUUUAACUCUGUAACUGAGCUAUGUGCUGAAGUUCCCGAGCAAGAGCAUUACAUAAGUAUGAGGAGCUGCCCAAAAGAUGGAUCUCCUAUCCCAGAAAUUAUUAUAUGGCAUUUCAAGGAAGACGGGACCAUUUAUCAUCCUCAUUCUGGAAAGUGCCUUACUGCUUAUCGUACUACUGAGGGGCGUCCUGAUGUGGAAAUGAGAACUUGUAAUACUGCAGAUAAAAAUCAGAUCUGGAAAUUUGAGAAAUAGCCACCACCAGCAGUAAGAAUCAAAUUGAAUAGAGUCUCCAAGGUUUUUACGUGCGAGAGCAGAUGAUAACGUUCGGUUGUAUACCUUGGAAUGUUUUCAGAUGCAUCUUCCCUGUAGUAGCAUAGAAAACAUGUCUGCUGUGGUGAACUGUAUGGAAAGCAAAAGUGAAUACUGGGAUUUAGUUUCUAAAACAGUGAUUACAGAUCUAAUGCCUUCUAUUUUUGUAAAACUUUGAUCCAUUAUUUUCUUAUUUCAGUCUGUCUUGAUUAUGUGGGAAAACAAAUCAUUUUCAGUGGACUAAAGAGGGAUAUUUUUUUUGCUCUUAAAGCUAAACAUGUUAAACCUGCAAGAUAUUGUGACAUGAAAGCAAAGAUGUUUUUACUCACGUCAGGGAAAGUUAAGGUUCUUGCAGCAGUGUUAACUGACCUAUUCUGUGGAUGCAUCGUAAUAUACAUAUGUAACAACCUAUGUGACACUACAGUAACGUGAUCAAACUGACAUUGAUGUGGAAAGUUGAAUCUUAAGCCUUGGAAUAUUUCUAGGUUUCUAGGGAAUUUACAUGCUAUCGAGGGUUUUAAGGUGACCUCUAGCUAUACUCCACUGAAGAAAAGGAAGGUGUUUUUAGUGGAUGCAUUUUGGCACUGCUUUGCAGUCUUGCUCCUGUUGUGGAAAGAUUAACCUGGCAAGGGUGAGUCGGGAGCUUGUGCACUUGGAAAAGAGUAGCAGCACUGGAACCAGGGGCAUGCUAGAGGUACUGUGAAUGGGAAGAAAGGGAGGUGGUUAGGAGUUCUGCUUAAAGGUAACGGAGAAGGAGAGAAAGCACAGAACAGCAUUAGCUACUGCUGUUUCUUUGCUAUAUAUUUAACAUUUACAUCAUCUUUGUGUAAACUUUUCCUUGUUAAGCCUGGCUUCCUGGGAACACAAAGUCGUGUGUGACUAUGCCAUGUAUCCAUUUUCUGGAUUUUGAUAAAUUUUACAGGUUUUGGACUGGCGGCAGGGUAAGGGUAGGGGAAAGGAACACAAAGGAAAAGUUGGGCUGUUUUAUUUUGUGUCAUGUGUUUUGGCACCAGCUGGCACGCUCUGCAACCGCAGUAGAGGUCUGAGAUAAUACAGCACACACAGCUUCUUCCUGCUCAUCGUAGUGUUGUGGGAGACCUCGGGAAAGGUUGAAAAGCAGGAGUUACUGAGGUAAGGGAAGUUGGAAAGGCAAAUGACAGCUUGGAAGAAAACAAGAUUUGAUAGUUAGGUGGUUCACAGGACAUCUUACCAUUUUCUGUAUCCUGUUACACUAAGUUUUCAAUAAUACUGAUUCUUGAAUCAGGUCACUGAUUUGCUUUGAGUGUGAUUAUAGGCAGUAGAUGUGACUGAUGUGUAUUGGAAAAAAAUGUCUUAGUGUCUGUUUUUAGCUAUAUAUGAUUAAGUUAAACACUUACUUUAAUGUUUCAGGCAUUCCAGCUCUUUUGGUUACUUUCACUGAAGUGGUAAAUGCUUUUUGGUAGCCACAGUACAGAAAUCCUUGUCACUGGGCUGGUAGGUAGGAACUUUAACUUGUGGGCAGUAAGAAUCUGGAUAAAGGCACCUGAGGAAUGUGGUAAGUGUGGGUUUGCUGCAGGCAUUGGUAGGUAGAAGGGUUUAAGUGAGACCUGAAGUAAGUGAAGAUAUUCUAAAACUAAAGUGAGAGUCAAUUAAGAUUAUAUGUUUGAAUCUAAGUGACUUUAGAGAGUCGAAGGAUAUUUAUGCAAACAGGCAUAGGGGAACAGAGGAAAAAAAUUUGGAGCUGGGGAUGUAGUGCUGAAUCAUGCUUAAAAUGCUUGCCACUGUGUGGCAUGGGUUGUUUUAAGCCUUUAACUUAUUUUUAGGAGGUUACUUGCAAUUUGACUCUUUUUUUUCUCCCUAAAAUGAUUUUUGGGAAAAAGGGAACUUCUUUACUAUAUAAGGGAGGCAUUCCUGAAAAAUUCCGUUCCACUGCAGCAAGGAAUUAUUCUGUGGACCUACAAGUUAUGAAUCACUGAUCAAAUUUUAAAAAGGCAGCCAGUCAUUAUGUACUGGGGCAAUAAAUUAUAAGAAGUAUGUGCUUUUGUGUAACGCUUGCUGUAAACUGUUACAUUCAAUAGAAACAACACGAAAAAGACCUGGAUUCUCCUACUUGGCAGAAACAUCAGUUGUAUAUGCAAUGCAUGUUUCCUCAGAUGAAAGUAAUUAAAUAGUGUGAAUAUAGACUAUGCAACUUUUAUACAAUUAACUUUUUUUAGGACUUGACAAAAACUAUAUUUCGUAUAAAGAAUACCUACUUGUUGAAUUUGACAUUCAAACUGUUCCUUAUCUAUUUAAGCAAUAAAUCUUCUAAGUGAAA